CCCGGCCGUGGGCGGGGCCACUGCGCCCGGCGGGCGGGCACUGCUGGGCGCUGGCCGAGCCGGUCGAUGACAGGCGGCUGCAACGAUCCCCGAAUUGUCGAGAGCGGGAAGGUGGCGGCGCCGCAGGCCCGGGGCUGCCUCCCAGUGUACCUUAACUAACCUCAUUCCUGUGCUGGUACCUGCUGCGUAACGGUAACCUGCGGAGUUUGGGAUGCGCCCGGAUAUUUACCCCUAGAGAGCAUUUGAAGCCUGGUGGAAUAUUGCAAUGGCAGCUCAGAUGACUGAUGGUCAUCGACGAUUCUUGCAGGUCCUGAUGUCUCAUGGGAUAAUGGAAGGAUCAGAGGCUAGGAAAUUACACAGGCAUUGCUGUGAAAUCCAUAAAGUCUACUAUGCACAUGAUAAAUUGGAUGAUUUCAUCAAUACUAUUAAUGUCCAUCUGCAGCCUUUGUUUAUGCAGAUCCGGAAAGGAACGUCUGAAGAUGACGGGAGAGUGCAUUAUGCCCUAGUGAAUCUGGCAGAAACUGAAAUAACUAAAAUGGCAUCUGACUAUACAGAAAAUGAAUUAGAAUUGUUCAGAAAAACAAUGGACCUAAUCAUUUUAUCAGAAAACGGCUUUGCCUCUUCCACAGAGGUUUUAAACUUUGCUGACCAACUGAAGUCAAAGAAAAUGAAGAAAAAGGAAGCAGAACAAGUGCUGAAACUUUUUGUGGAGGAUAAGUGGCUCUCUGAGAGAAAUGGGGAAUAUACGCUGCAUACUCGCUGCAUAAUGGAGAUGGAACAAUACAUUCUCAGCAACUACCAAGGUGUGGCAAGGAAGUGUAACAUCUGUCACAGCCUUGCCAUCCAGAGCCAAGUAUGUGAAACCUGUGGAAUUGGAAUGCAUUUACCUUGUGUUGGAAAGUACUUCAAAGCUCAGACUGAACCACACUGUCCUCACUGUAAUGAUUUCUGGCCUCAUGAGAUACCAGAGGUGAGUCGGACAGAUUCCCAAUUGUCAUCAAAAAGAGGGAGAGGAAAACAGCUUCAUUCUCAGCACUAGCUGGUGUUACGACUUCUCAGUGAAAAUUUUUUUCUGUUCUCUUGCAGAAUAGCCAGACUAUAAUUGUACUCAUUAAUAACAGUGUAAUUUUAAGUGUGUUUAUUUUUUCCAAAGUUUUUAAGAAGCUUGUAAUAAAAUUGUCAUUGACCUUA
Messenger RNA from Dromaius novaehollandiae (emu), 1191 nucleotides. RefSeq names its product NSE1 homolog, SMC5-SMC6 complex component (gene NSMCE1). The record is from RefSeq and is a predicted model, not a curated record. Bases 266 to 1039 code for a protein of 257 amino acids. Gene Ontology annotation, molecular function: ubiquitin-protein transferase activity. Gene Ontology annotation, biological process: double-strand break repair via homologous recombination. Gene Ontology annotation, cellular component: nucleus; Smc5-Smc6 complex. Lineage: Eukaryota; Metazoa; Chordata; Aves; Casuariiformes; Dromaiidae. The transcript is spliced from 9 exons.